AUGGACCCCGAACCAGCGUCGGAGUCCCCUUCGGUAUCACUGUCCACCACCGACUUAAAUGUAACGCGGCACCAUACUGGCAGUGGCAGUGGCAAUGGGAAUGGGAAUGGCGACACCGAUACGCAACCAAGCCAGCAGCAGAAACAGCGCACCUUAGCCUGGGAUAUGGCUAUGGAUGCGGAUGCGGAGAAAUUCUGGGCUGGGCCCUUAUUACUGCCGUCUCAAGGGAGCCAUGUCGACAGUGAAGGCUGGAUCGAUGGAAACCUAGAAUCAACGUUCGCCUCUCUGGACGGCAUGGGUGACACUGCUGUCGACUUCACCUUACCACGACACUCUGACCUGAGCCAGAGCCCAAAUGUGGGGUUGGGGUGCGGAUGGGACUGGGACGUCAAUAUCAUGCCCUUCGAAUAUCCGUUCUCGUCCCACCAAUACCAGCUCCAGACUGGUCAGUUGGAUCCGACUUUCGAUCCCGUUGCCUUCACCCUGUCAAAUCCGUGCCACGAUUACGGAUAUCAUUACCAGAUUUGGGAGGUGUUAGUGGAUGUGAUCACGUCUCUGAAUGAGUGUGGCAAGAUGGCUAUCGGUGUGCAGUCAUUUCGACUGGGACUGUACAGUGUUGCAGGCCUCACAGGAACACCUAUCACAGACGCCAUGAUUGCACGGUAUAAAGGAUAUAAUGAAGCCGCCAUCUUCAGUGGAAGUGUUGUUCUGGCGGAUGCUGCUUUGAUCCUGGUGGCAAGGACGCAGAUCGCCCGGCAGCGGACAUGGCGUGUCUGA
This is a messenger RNA of Capronia coronata CBS 617.96, 777 nucleotides long. RefSeq lists its product as uncharacterized. The record is from RefSeq and is a predicted model, not a curated record. The transcript has 3 exons. NCBI's taxonomy places the organism in Eukaryota, Fungi, Ascomycota, Eurotiomycetes, Chaetothyriales, Herpotrichiellaceae. The coding region runs from base 1 to 777 and encodes 258 amino acids.